Messenger RNA from Micropterus dolomieu (smallmouth bass), 1785 nucleotides. Its product is annotated as multidrug and toxin extrusion protein 1-like. Gene Ontology annotation, biological process: xenobiotic detoxification by transmembrane export across the plasma membrane. The transcript is spliced from 17 exons. The record is from RefSeq and is a predicted model, not a curated record. The coding region runs from base 1 to 1785 and encodes 594 amino acids. NCBI's taxonomy places the organism in Eukaryota, Metazoa, Chordata, Actinopteri, Centrarchiformes, Centrarchidae. Gene Ontology annotation, cellular component: membrane. Gene Ontology annotation, molecular function: antiporter activity; xenobiotic transmembrane transporter activity.
AUGGAGGGGUCUAGUGACAAGCUUUUCUGCUGCAGGUGGGUGUGCCAUAGGGUUCCCCUGGCCCACAGAGAGGAACUGUACCACAUCCUGAGGAUGACAGGGCCUCUGCUGCUCUCUCGAAUCCUGAAUUACUUGCUUCCAUUUGUGGUUACAAUGUUCUGUGGGCGUCUGGGAAAUGAAGAGAUGGCUGGCUAUGGAUUAGCUUCUGCUACCAUUAAUGUUACCACUGCAGCAACAGGAUAUGGUCUCGGACUGGCAUGUGACACUUUAGUAUCUCAGACAUUUGGUGGUAAGAACCUGCUGAGGGUGGGAGUGAUCCUUCAGCGGAGCAUCAUCAUCCUGUUGAUGUUCUGUCUGCCCUGCUGGGGCCUCCUCAUUAAUGCUCAGGCCAUCCUGUUAUGCCUGGGUCAAGACCCUGAGGUGACCAGAAUAGCCCAGCUGUAUAUUACAGGCUUCCUUCCUGCAGUACCGGCAAUGUUUCUACAUCAUCUUCAGGUGUCUUACCUACAGAACCAGGGUAUAAUACUUCCACAAAUGUACUCUGCUGCCAUGGCAAACAUAGCAAAUGUGGUGACAAAUUACAUCUUUAUUUACUGGCUGGAUCUGGGUGUUAGUGGAUCUGCAGCAGCCAAUACCCUGUCUCAGAUUUACAUCUGUGCUUUUCUGUUUGCUUACAUUUGGUGGAAGAAGCUCCAUGUAACAACAUGGGGAGGCUGGUCUGUAGAAUCACUUCAGGAAUGGGGCUCCUUCAUGAAACUGGCCAUUCCCAGCACAUUAAUGAAGUGCUUUGAGUGGUGGGUUUAUGAGUUUGGUGGUUUCUUUGCAGGAAUGCUGAGUGAAAAUGAGCUAGCAGCCCAACAUGCUGUGAUAAUGGUGGCUUUCAUAACCUACAUGUUUCCUCUUGGUAUUCAAGCUGCAGCAUGUGCCCGAGUGGGUAAUGCCCUUGGUGCAGGAGACACUGCCAGGGCGAUCCUCACCAGCAAGAUAUCCCUCACUCUUGCAGGUAGCAUUGCGAUUAUUGAAGGUCUUGUGCUUGGCUUAACUAAAACAGUGAUUGGCUUCAUCUUCACCUCUGAUGAGAACAUCAUAGGUCUGGUCUCACACUUGAUGAAUGCUUACUGUUUCCUUCAGUUCUUUGAUGGUCUUGUGUGUGUAUGCACCGGCAUCUUCUUGGGCACGGGCAAACAGAAGAUACCAGCUGUGGCCAAUCUCAUUGGAUACUACGGCAUAGGACUUUCACUAAGCGUUACUUUCAUGUUUGUUGCAAAACUGAGAGUUUUAGGUUUUUGGCUGGGACUGCUCGUUUGUGUCAUUUUGCAGUCUUCCUUCUACAUAAUUGUCAUCUUCAACCUCAACUGGGAGAGAAUGACAGAGGAGGCUGUGAACCGAGCACAGAAAAACACUCACGUGACAUUAUUAAGCACAGUUCCCCUUACAGAUGCUUCAUGUAAAAACACUGCUAACCAGACAGCAAUUAAUGUGAGUUCAGUGGAUGGCUGUAUGUCGGGGAGUACCGAGGACCAUGAUGGGAACAUGAAGACACAGGAUACACCUGUGGUCCAGCAGCUGAAGGAUAGUCGUCUCUCAACUACCCAGCUGAUCCUCAGGCGAGGUCUCACUAUGUUUGCAGCAGUUGCCCUUCUGGCUGUGGGAGCAAGUGUGCACUUCCUUUUGCCAGAGACCCUGCCUUCAGGGGCCAACUUUACUUUGGAGAGGAUCAAUACUACCUAUAUUCCCGAUCAAAUUCCCUCCACUGUGGUGGUCCCAAAUGCAGAGUCAGGAUAA